Molecule: messenger RNA, 393 nt
Organism: Mycotypha africana
Lineage: Eukaryota; Fungi; Mucoromycota; Mucoromycetes; Mucorales; Mycotyphaceae
Product: C2 domain-containing protein
Exons: 3
Coding region: 1-393 (130 amino acids)
Molecular function (GO): calcium ion binding
Source: RefSeq, a predicted model, not a curated record
AUGAGAGUGAAUCAUAAAAAAUAUAAGACAAAGUCGAUAAAACAAACCUUAAACCCAGCUUGGAAUACUCAUUUCGAUAUUAAAGUAUCUCCAAAAAAUACACCUACUCUACUAUCAUUCACAGUCUGGGAUAAAGAUACAUUCGGUAGAGAUUUUCUAGGCGAAGUGAACAUACCUUUCAAAAAUAUAUUUGACAGAAACAACGGCGGUAUCUCAGACGGUGUUCCUCGAAACUACAAAGACCCUAAUAACCUUGAGGCCUACUUCCAACUUGCAAAAAGAAGUGAAAAGAAUAAUGUGUCCGGUGAGUUAUGCUUGAAAUUUGGCAUUGUUGAGGAGCAUAUUGGUGAUGUGAAAAGAUAUGCAGAUGCUUGGGAUGUUCUAAAUGCUUGA